UUCAUAUUUGGUGCCCAGACCUCGAAAAAGUCCAAAUUUCCCCAAGAUCGGUCCCUCGGGUCUCUCUGGUCAGGAUCUCUACCCUGUCAAUUCACGGCGAGGAAAGAGCUCGGAGCUUCAGCGAUCUAGCUUACAGAAGAGAGAAUUGCCCGGGUUUUAAUUUGACCGUUCGUUGUAUAAUUUCUCCCAGUUUGUGCCGACCGGUUGCGGGUAUUUAAUAUUCGACUUCAAAUGGCUGGAAGGACCCCUAUCGCGGCUAAAAGUUCGGCGCUCAUCGCCAUGAUUGCUGAUGAGGACACUGUCACUGGGUUUUUACUGGCUGGUGUUGGUAAUGUUGACUUAAGGAGGAAGACAAACUAUCUCAUCGUUGACUCAAAAACAACUGUGAAAGCUAUUGAAGAUACCUUCAAGGAGUUCACAUCAAGGGAGGAUAUCGCUAUUGUUUUGAUCAGUCAAUAUGUUGCAAACAUGAUAAGGUUUCUAGUUGAUAGCUACAAUAAGCCAGUUCCAGCAAUUCUGGAGAUCCCUUCAAAGGAUCAUCCUUAUGACCCUACUCAUGAUUCAGUGCUUUCGAGAGUGAAGUACCUCUUCUCUGCUGAAUCAGUGGCAUCGGGAAGGCGCUGAACCUUCCAUUAUUUCUUGUGGCUUCUAUCGAGUAGCUGUAUGUUCAUUUGUCUGCCAGCAUGUAAAUGCGUAUUGUGACUUAUAACUAUCUGCUAUAGUGAGGGGCAUUGAUGACUUAAUAAUUAAGGCCGUGUUUUGGUGCUCUGUUGAGCUUGGCAAUCUUCAAGGUUGAUGUAUUGACAAGAAUCAGUCACCCUUUAUCAAGUGAAACGGCGAUCUUGAAAGGA
Syzygium oleosum is the source of this 851-nucleotide messenger RNA. RefSeq names its product V-type proton ATPase subunit F. The record is from RefSeq and is a predicted model, not a curated record. Gene Ontology annotation, molecular function: proton-transporting ATPase activity, rotational mechanism. Gene Ontology annotation, biological process: proton transmembrane transport. Gene Ontology annotation, cellular component: membrane; proton-transporting V-type ATPase, V1 domain. Lineage: Eukaryota; Viridiplantae; Streptophyta; Magnoliopsida; Myrtales; Myrtaceae. The transcript has 5 exons. Bases 232 to 624 code for a protein of 130 amino acids.